UGUCUUCGGCUUUCACCUGCUAACACAAACAGUGGCAGAGUCAAUGACAAGCUACCGACCGUUGAUGUGUCCGAAACGCUGAAAGGAGAUUUUAUCACCUACAAUAGAGAAAGGAUCACAUCAUGGCCAGGUAGCAAGCUGCUGAGAGCCAUGGCAUUUUUUAGACAGCUUCUCCUCCUGCUCUGGAAGAACAUCACGUAUCGCAGGAGGAACAAGAUCCAGCUGAUCAUUGAGCUCCUGUGGCCCCUCUUCCUCUUCGUCAUCCUCAUUGCCGUUCGUCAUUCACACCCUCCUUACAAACAGAGCCAAUGUCAUUUUCCAAACAAAGCCUUGCCAUCAGCAGGCACCUUGCCCUGGAUUCAGGGCAUUAUCUGCAACAUCAACAACCCCUGCUUCCCCAGCCCCACACCAGGGGAGACACCGGGACAAGUUGGCAACUUUGACAACUCCAUACUGUCUCGUUUCUUCGUGGACGCCCAGACUGUCCUGUCCUACAGUGGAAACCGGAGCUUCUCUGGCUUUCAGGACCUGAUGGAGAGUGUCCGGAAGCUGGGAGAGAGACGUGGACCCUGGCCAACUGAAAGAAUAGAAGAUUACCUACGAGCCAAUGAGACAUUUUCCAGCUUCCUCCUGACCAACAGCAGCCUGUCGCCUGAGACUGUGGACCAGCUGAUGAAGGCUCGUCUUAACCUUCAGGUUGCUGUGGCUGGAGCUGAGAUGCAGCUGAAGGACUUGGUGUGUAAUGUGAGCAUGUUAGGACAGUUUCUAACGGUGGAUGGAGGAGAAGCCGUCAUGAAUGAUCUCCAGACUCAGCUGUGCGACCUGCCCACUGACGUCCUGCGAGAGGCCGAGCGCCUUUUUCUCUCUCAGCUCGACUUCACCAAAAGAGAACGUCUGAUGGCAAAUGCUGAAGAUCUCAGGGUCAUCAGUCAGGCCGUCACCUCAGUUUCCCAGGAGCUGGCUGUCCUCAUAGAUGAUUUUUCCUCCCUCUCCAGCUUUGCAGAGAUGACCGCAGCUCUUCGUCUUCUGUCCCCAGAGAAUCGCACAGCGCUGCCCAGAGAGAGCUUCCGAGCUUUUUCGAGGAUCAUGUGCGGUCACCCUGAGGUUGGCGGCGAACGCAUCCCAUCACUCAACUGGUAUGAAGACAAUGACAUCAAGUCCUUCUUAGGCAAAAACGGCACUGAGGACACCGACCUGGACCGUCACAACAACACCACUCCAUUUUGUAAAAGUUUGAUCCAGGGUCUGGAGUCCAACCCUCUGUCUCGCAUCGUGUGGCGAGGAAUCAAACCUCUCUUUAUAGGAAAACUGCUGUACACGCCAGACACUCCUGCAGUAAAACGAGUCAUGAAAGAGUUGAACAAAACAUUUGAGGACCUGCAAAUCCUCCAGGAACUGAAUGAAGCCUGGUUGGAGGUGGGACCCCGUAUUAAGAACUAUAUGGAGACCAGCAUGGAGAUUCAGCUGCUGCAGGAUUUGUUGAGGCGGCCAGAGGUCGCUGUGCUGGUCAACCUGCGUCUGGAGAAGACAUCCUGGACGGCCUCGCGGAUCGCUCGUUUCCUGUCCACACCCUCACCACAGGCCCCUAGAAAUCCUGAAGCGCCACCUACCUGGCUGGAUCUCUACAACGACAUCAGCCACACCAUCACCACUCUCGCACAAGUCACUGAGUGUUUCUCUCUUAACAAACUGGAGGGGUUGGAGACUGAGGGUCAGUUGAUUGAGAGAGCGUUGGAGCUGCUGGAGGACAGGCAGCUUUGGGCAGGUGUGGUUUUCCUGCUGCCCAACUCCUCAUCUCCUGAGCUUCCACCCCAUGUCACCUACAAGAUCCGAAUGGACAUCGAUGAUGUGACUCGGACAAACAAGAUCAAGGACAGGUUUUGGGAUCCUGGACCAGCAGCUGACCCAUUUAAUGACAUGCGCUACAUUUGGGGCGGCUUUGUAUACAUCCAGGACCUGGUGGAGAGAGCUGUGAGCCGAGUCCUGACUGGAGUUCAACAGAACACAGGCAUUUACAUCCAGCAGAUGCCAUACCCCUGCUACGUGGACGAUGUUUUCCUACGAGUGCUAAACCGCUCCCUGCCACUCUUCAUGACUCUGGCCUGGAUCUACUCAGUUGCCAUGAUCAUUAAAGGUGUGGUGUACGAGAAGGAGGCAAGGCUGAAGGAGACCAUGAGGAUUAUGGGUCUGGGAACAGGAACGCUAUGGCUCAGCUGGUUCAUCAGCAGUGUUGUUCCUUUCCUGGUCUCUGCAGCUCUUCUUAUUGCUCUGCUCAAGUGGGGGGACAUCUUGCCAUACAGCAACCCCUCUGUUGUCCUUUUCUUCCUCCUCGCGUUUGCCACCGCCACCAUCAUGCAGUGUUUCCUCAUCAGCACCUUCUUUUCCAAAGCUAACCUUGCCGCUGCCUGUGGGGGGCUCAUAUACUUUAGCCUCUACCUGCCCUAUGUACUCUGUGUCGCCUGGAGAGACCACCUCAACACCACACACAGAGUCCUUGCUAGUUUUCUCUCUCCUGUGGCAUUUGGGUUUGGCUGUGAAUACUUCUCUCAAUACGAGGAGCAAGGUGUGGGCAUCCAGUGGUACAACCUGCGCUCCAGCCCUGUGGAAGGAGACUCCUACAGCUUCACUAUCUCUAUAACCAUGCUUUACGUGGACGCCUUCAUCUACGCUGUUGCAGCCUGGUACAUCGAAGCAGUGUUCCCUGGUGAAUAUGGGAUCCCCAGGCCUUGGUAUUUUAUCUUCCAGCUCAACUACUGGGGUGGAGUUCCCCUGGAGGCAGGCAUGCCGAUCCCCCCGGCACCUACAGAGCAGGAUGAAGAUCAAAUUGAGUCAGAACCCAGUAACCUGAUCCUGGGCGUGAGCAUCAGAAACCUGGUGAAAAUCUACAAGAAGGGAGCCAAACUGGCCGUCAACCACCUCAACCUGAAGUUCUACGAGGGGCAGAUCACCUCCUUCCUCGGCCACAAUGGAGCCGGCAAGACCACCACCAUAUCUGUCCUGACGGGCCUGUUCCCACCCACCUCUGGGACUGUGUACAUCAAGGGGAUGGACAUUCGCCACGACAUGGACAUCAUCCGAAGGACGCUGGGAGUUUGUCCGCAACACAAUGUCCUGUUUGACAUACUGACAGUGGAGGAGCAUGUGUGGUUUUAUGGGUGUCUGAAGGGUUUGUCUGAAGAGGAGGUGAAAGCAGAGCUGGACACUCUGCUGGACGAUGUCGGUCUGCUUCACAAACGACAUGAACAGACCAAAAACCUCUCUGGUGGCAUGCAGAGGAAGCUGUCUGUGGCUAUCGCAUUUGUUGGAGGAUCUAAGGUGGUUGUUCUGGAUGAGCCUACAGCUGGAGUUGAUCCUUACUCCCGCAGAGGGAUCUGGGAUCUGCUGCUCAAAUACCGCAAAGAUCGGACUAUCAUCUUGUCCACUCACUACAUGGACGAGGCAGAGCUGUUAGGUGACCGGAUUGCCAUCAUCUCCCAGGGGAAGCUCUGCUGCUGCGGCUCACCACUCUUCCUGAAAUCCAAGCUGGGAUCUGGUUAUUACCUCACUGUGGUGAAGAGGGAGGGGCUGGACACCAGCACACCCAGCAGUACCAGUAUCUGCACCAGCACCAGCAUCAGCACCAAUAAGCUGCCUCCUCUCAAGGACAGUGAGUCAUCCAUGAGUGAGGACACCGGGCUGGGAAGUGAGGAGAGCAGCUCAUACCUGGCGGCGUUGCUCUCCCUGGCACAGCACCACAUCCCUGGUGCAAGGCUGGUGGAGGACUCAGGGCGCGAAGCGGUGAUCAACCUGCCGCAGGUAGCCGCUAAGGACAGCAGCCUGGCCGUCUUUCUGUCUGAAGUGGAUCAGAGGCUGCCUGAACUGGGCAUCAGCAGCUACGGCCUAUCAGACAGCACGCUGGAGGAGAUCUUUCUGCGAGUAGCAGAGGAAACUGGCGUGGAUGCUGAAUCUGAGCUGCAGGCUGAAUCUCCCCUCAACCAGCAGCCAUCAGCAGGACAGAGAGCAGAGAGUCAGCAUACUGAGGAACCAGAGACAGGAAGGAAAAGGCUUCGUAAGCAAGAACCUCAGGAGACAGAUCUGCUGAGUGGAGAUGGCCGAGGUGGGAUCCCCCUGACCGGCUGGUGGCUGACGUGGCAGCAGCUGAGGGCUCUUUUCGUUAAACGCUGGCUCUACGCUCGGAGGAGCCGCAGGGGCUUCUUUGCUCAGAUUGUUCUGCCUGCUGUGUUCGUCCUGGUUGCCCUUCUCUUCAGCCUCAUUGUACCUCCGUUUGGGAAGUACCCGGCCCUGCAGCUGCAGCCCUGGAUGUACGGAGAACAGUACACCUUCUUCAGUAAUGACGCCCCUGGGAACCCAGCCAUGGAGAACUUACUGGAAGCUCUGCUGGACCAGCCAGGUUUUGGUACCAAGUGCAUGGAGACAGAUGGAGAAGACAACAGCACGAACCCUCAGUGUGAAGGUGAGCGGGGUGGCCUUCUCAUGCGGCCACAGGUUUCCUACUCCACCUGGCAGAUGUUCAGCAGAGGCAACUGGAGCAGAGACAGACCAUCUCCUGAAUGUCAGUGUAGCACAGAGGACGUCCGCCGGAUGCUCCCCGACUGCCCACAGGGUGCUGGUGGACUGCCACCUCCGCAGAUUAAGAGGCUGACUGGAGACAUCCUCCAAAAUCUGACAAGUUAUAACAUUUCUGAUUACUUGGUGAAAACCUAUUCCCAGAUCCUCAAGAAAAGCCUGAAAACCAAGAAGUGGGUGAAUGAAUUCAGAUAUGGAGGCUUCUCCCUCGGGGGCAGCGCCACUCAGACUUUAUCUCGGGACCAUCACGUCCAAGACUCGAUCAUGGCAAUCAGGACUCGUUACAGAGUUCCACAGAACAGUUCACUGAAUCACCUUCUUAACCGACUGCCAGAUUUUCUUGGAGGACUAAACAGUCAAAACAAUGUCAAGGUGUGGUACAAUAACAAAGGCUGGCACGCCAUGGUGUCAUUUGUUAACGUGAUGAACAAUGGUCUGCUGCGAGCGAGCCUACCACCAGGUCCAGAGAGGAGGAAACACGGGAUCACUGUCUACAACCACCCACUCAACCUCACCAAGGAACAACUCACCAGAAAUGGCCAUGUGAGUUCUUCACUGAUGACCACAUCAGUUGAUGUUCUCGUUUCCAUCUGCGUGAUCUUUGCCAUGUCCUUCGUGCCGGCCAGCUUCGUCCUAUUUCUGAUCGAGGAGCGAGUCAGUAAAGCCAAACACCUUCAGUUUGUCAGCGGGGUCAAACCAAUCCUCUACUGGCUCGCCAACUUCACCUGGGACAUGUUGAACUACACCGUCCCAGCCACAAUGGUGGUGCUGAUCUUCAUCAGUUUCCAGCAGCAGUCGUACGUUUCAGAGACAAACCUGCCUGCUCUCGUCAUGCUGCUCCUCCUCUAUGGGUGGUCGAUAACCCCUCUCAUGUACCCAGCGUCCUUUGUGUUCACCGUCCCAAGCACAGCUUAUGUGGUUCUGACUUCUAUCAACCUCUUCAUUGGAAUAAACGGCAGCAUCGCCACCUUCGUCCUGGAGCUGUUUGUAGACGAGCAUCUGAACGAGGUGAACCGGAUCCUGAAGAAGGUCUUCCUCAUCUUCCCUCAUUUCUGUCUGGGACGAGGACUCAUUGACAUGGCCAAAAAUCAGGCCAUGGCUGACGCCUUUCAGAGACUGGGCACCAAACAGACUCUGGAUCCUCUCCAGUGGGAUUUUGUUGGGAAGAACUUGUUUGCGAUGGCAGCUGAGGGCGUUGUCUUCUUCAUCUUCACCAUACUGCUGCAGUACAAGUUUUUCAUUCACUUCAGGCCAUGGUGGGCUGAGCCUGAGAUCCCUUCUCUCGGUCCAGAGGACGAGGACGUUGCCAGGGAGAGAGAGAGGGUCAAAAGUGGCAAAGCCCAGUCAGACAUCCUCACCAUGAUAGACCUGAGCAAGAUUUAUAAAGCAGGCAGGAAGCCAGCGGUGGAUCGUCUCUGCCUGGGGAUCCCACGUGGUGAGUGUUUCGGCCUGCUGGGAGUGAACGGAGCAGGAAAGACCUCUACAUUUCGCAUGCUGACUGGAGACACUCCCAUCACAUAUGGAGAGGCUUUCCUGAACCACUACAGUGUGCUGACAGAGAUGGAGCGAGUCCACCAGCUGAUGGGUUACUGUCCACAGUUUGACGCCAUCAGCGACCUGCUGACAGGUCGGGAACACCUGGAGCUGUACGCCCGUCUGCGGGGGGUUCAAGAAGACUCUGUCGCCAAGGUGGCGCAGUGGGGGGUGAAGAAACUGGGCCUGACACAGUACGCUGAGCGGGAGGCCGGAGGCUACAGCGGGGGCAACAAGAGGAAACUCUCCACUGCUAUCUCUCUCAUCGGGGCGCCGCCUGUUAUAUUCCUGGAUGAGCCCACCACUGGUAUGGAUCCAAAAGCCAAAAGAUUUUUGUGGAACUGCAUCCUCAGUGUCACCAAAGAGGGAAGAGCUGUAGUUCUCACCUCCCACAGUAUGGAGGAGUGUGAGGCUCUCUGCACCAGGAUGGCCAUCAUGGUCAAUGGCAGGUUCCAGUGUCUGGGAUCUGUGCAACACCUGAAGAACAGGUUUGGCGACGGCUACACCAUCAUCCUGCGUCUGGCGGACACUAACCCGGACUCCUGUCCCAUCAGCAGCUACAUGACGAAUGCUUUUCCCAGCAUCGAGCUGAAGGAGCGUCACCAGAAUGUGCUGCAGUACCAGCUGCCCUCACACUCCUGCUGCCUGGCUCGUGUCUUCGACGCGUUGGCCAACAAUCAUGAGGAGCUGGGCAUCAUCGACUUCUCUGUUUCACAGACCACCCUGGACCAGGUGUUUGUCAACUUUGCCAAAGAGCAGACUGAUGAUGACUGCCUCACAGGCGUGGUCGUCAGCAACGGGUCAGUACAGCCCACCAGGAUUAACCCUCCCGCCAUGCAACGACACCCACCAGUCACACCCCCCCAGCAAAGCAAGGCUCCACAGCAGCAUGCAAAAUCACCCGACAGCAAACCCAAAGAGGGCAAAUCAAAAAAGGCUAAAUCCAACAAGGGCAAAUCUAAAGAAGGCAAAGCUAACGGAGAAAAAAGCAGCAGUACGGCAAUGACCAGAUUACCUCAGUCAGAGGAGAAGGACCAGGAGACGCCUCGGACGAGCCGGAGGGGCAGCAGCGGAUCAGACAGCAGCAGCGGUGGAGUUCAGGGAGAAUCCAGUAAAUCCAGUAGGUCCAAACACAGAGGAGAGAGCUCCAGUAAAAGUCCCUCUGCACUUUUUAUAGUCGGCAGCAACACACAGGACAGCACACUGUGAAGUUACAUGAGCAGAAAACGAAGGUUGAAAGGACCAACUACAGACAAAAAACUGUUAAUACUUGUAUGUUCAUUUGAAUGUUGCUCGGUGUUGGCAGCAAUCAACAAUAUGCAGCAUAGGACACCUGGGCUCACCUGGAGUCUGUCAGUAAGAAGUGAACAGUAGAAAAGAUGGAGUUUGAAAGUUUUCCUGUCAGUGAAACUGACUCUGUUCAGCUAAAUUUACCCCCUUGGCCUCCUCUGAAGAAAGAACCAAAAGUUGUUGUUUCCUAAUAAUGGCUUUGGUGCCUUGUUCACCCAUUAACAUAUCUGUAGCUUUAUACCCUUUAUUUGGGUUCAUAAAUCCAACACUGUGUCUUCUCAUUAGUCCAAAGUUCUAGUUUAUUUUUCCUGAAAGAGUAUUAUUCAAGGCUCAGUGUAAAAACAAUGGGUGGCGUUCCUCAGGGCUCGAUUAUUAGACCUCUCACAAUCUCAUCCUUAUGUUACAGAAAGCACUUUAAAGAAAAUGCUGCAGACACUCAAAUAGUAGCUGGAAACAAAUAUGUUUCAUUUAAUUAUUAAGAUGAUUUUAUAUGCCAGGAAGCAUUUACAUGGUUGUAAACGCUUUCUGAACAACAUACAAUGAACCUUAAAAAUAUUAUUGUUUUGUAAAUCAAGAUUUUUUUUCCAAUUUCUACCAAAAUUUUUAAUUUUCUUUUCUUUUUAUUUUAUGUGAUUUGUCAUUGAUAACAGUGUCACUGUCCAAAUGAAGGGUAGUAUAAUUAUGGUCAGGAGAAAAAAAGCUUUCUCUGUAUUUCUAUCUGGUAUUUACUGCUGUUUUGUGUGGUUGGUUAAUAAUGAAGUAAUGUUUCCUUUUUUCUUCUUUUCGUAUAUCACAUGGAGAGGAAUCAGACAUCCAAAACUCAUUUUAUCAAAAUAUUUCCAAACUAUAAAAUUAUUGAAAAUCCAAAUCCAGUCAAAAUAAAAAAUAAAAAAUCAAUCGAGAUCAAACAAUCACAGAGUUAACAGAGCUGUAAACACCAGACGCAACAACAAUGCCUUUGGUUAUUUUUUAAUUAAUUCAUCCAUUCAUUCAGUUUCUUAUAAUAAACCCUUUAUUUAUUUAUUUAUUUUCUAUCUAAAAUGAUAUGGCUGACUGAAUGUUUAAAGCAGGUUGUUACUGCACUGUAAUGCGCUGUUACAUAUUUAGAGGAUUGUUACAAUAGUAACUACAGUUAUAGGCAUGAGACAAACAUUAUCAGAGGGGUUUUUCAUCCCAAAAUGCAAACUGUUAUAUGUUUUUUAAAAAAAAGUUAAAUGUAUUGAAAAGGCUGGAAUUAUGCAAAACCUAAGCUGGAUUUAAAUGAUGUUUGUCUCAUUUUGGAAUGAAAGUCUGUUUUACCAAAUGUACUUUGAGGGUAUUAAGCUUGAAGAGCUCUACUUGAACAUUAAUUUAUCUGAGCAUCUACUAUAAGAUGUAUAUUAUAUACUGAACAUAUACUACUGUAGGAAAAACAACGGGUAUGUGUCUGUUGUGAAUGUUUUGUCAUGAGGGAAAAUAAAAAUAUAUUGUUUCCUGUAUCAGUUUUUAAAA
This is a messenger RNA of Lates calcarifer (barramundi perch), 8880 nucleotides long. It is a transcript of the gene abca7, whose product is annotated as ATP-binding cassette, sub-family A (ABC1), member 7. Gene Ontology annotation, molecular function: ATP binding; lipid carrier activity; ATP hydrolysis activity. Gene Ontology annotation, cellular component: intracellular membrane-bounded organelle; membrane. The record is from RefSeq and is a predicted model, not a curated record. Gene Ontology annotation, biological process: lipid transport; transmembrane transport. Lineage: Eukaryota; Metazoa; Chordata; Actinopteri; Centropomidae.